This is a messenger RNA of Podospora pseudopauciseta, 521 nucleotides long. RefSeq names its product Cytochrome c oxidase copper chaperone (gene COX17). Bases 157 to 399 code for a protein of 80 amino acids. The record is from RefSeq and is a predicted model, not a curated record. Gene Ontology annotation, molecular function: copper chaperone activity; copper ion binding. Gene Ontology annotation, cellular component: mitochondrial intermembrane space. Gene Ontology annotation, biological process: mitochondrial respiratory chain complex IV assembly. The transcript is spliced from 3 exons. Lineage: Eukaryota; Fungi; Ascomycota; Sordariomycetes; Sordariales; Podosporaceae.
CGGCGGCUCAGCGGCAAUGCUUGGGGGAAAACCGUUCUAGAAAUCGCCAAUUGACAAAUCAACUUGCUCAUUCAGUUUACCGAUAGCUCCCGACUUCUUUCACCUUUUUUCCUUUCCCCCAACUCAAACAAAGCACUUGUCAAGAAAAAAGCCAAAAUGUCCUCCGCCCAAGCUACCGCCAGCUCAAUCGCCUCCAGCGCCCCGGUUGCGCCGGUGAUCGCCCAGUCAGCUGCUGCUGCUGCUGCUGACAAGCCCAAGCCCUGCUGCGUGUGCAAAGAUGAAAAGGCCAAGCGCGACGAGUGCAUGCUCUUCUCCAAGGCUGCCGACCCACAAAAGGACUGCUUGUCGACCAUUGAUCAGUAUAGGAGUUGUAUGGCUGGGUUUGGGUUCAAGGUUUAGGAGCAGGAGGAAGGGAGAGGAUGGGGAAGUGUAUAAUAUGGUUACGAUAUGGGAUUGAAAUGGAUGGACUGGGGGAAUGAAUAAUACCAGGGCGUUUUAAUUGAGGUUUAAAGAUGGGGGAU